CACACAUGCAUAUGCCCCAAAACAGAAGGUCCUCAGUGUGUCAUGUGGACAACAUUUGGGAGAAUCCUUCCAUGUGACAUCCGCAGGGGCCUGGGCUGCAUACUGCUGUUCCCAGAGCAAGGAAGGGGAACUGUGUGACUGAAUCUGUCUCUUGAAGUGGCUGGUACACAGCAAGUGCUCAGUAAGAGUUUCCAGAAUGAAUAGCUGACAGCACAGACACUGACCAGAAGUGGGUGUCUGAGGACCUGGUCUCAUGUGUGCUUUCUCUGAAUGUCAUCUGUCUGUCCCCUCCCACCUCCACUGGCCUGCCCUUCACCCUGGUCACCUGGCCCAAUGCCUGGGACAGAGUCAUUGGGGAUGGAGGUGACCAGUGAACAAAAACUGGAGGAUGGAGAUGGGAGGGGCAGCUGGGAAGAAACACCUGCAGUCAGACUCUGGCCUGGGUCCAGGGGUGAUGCAUCUGCAGAAGGCUCCAAGAUCCCAUUUUAGGGGGAACAGUGGGCACGGAGGAAAGGGCAUGGGCCUAUGCCAGGCCCAGUUGGGGCCUUUUCCUCACUGUGUGUCUUGAAGAAGUGGUUUUACUUUGCUGGGGCUCAGUUCCCUCGUCAAAAUGGGCCUCCUGACCCCACUGACUGUCACAGUCUCCAUGAUCCAUGGUAGGUCCUCUUUGGGUGUUUGUUGAAUCACUGAAUGAUCAAUGUAGCUCAUGAAUCAUGAACACAUCCCAUAGCCAGUAAGUUUCCACUAACAUCAACACCUGGGUCUGCCUGGGUGGACCUGGUGACCCCUUCUCCUUUGAUUUGAAGCCAGAGUGUUCCUGAGAGAUGGCAGAACAGCAUGGAGCACCACAGCAGGCUGCAGCUGGCAAGAGCCACGGAGGCCUUGGGGGCGGCUACAAGGUGACCUUGUAUGAACCGGAGAACUUCCAGGGCAAGUGAUUCGAGCUCUCAGCCGAGUGCCCCAGCCUGACUGAUGGGCUGCUGGAGAAGGUGGGCUCCAUCCAAGUGGAGUCCGGGCCGUGGCUGGCAUUCGAGCUCAGGGCCUUCUGUGGGGAGCAGUUUGUCCUGGAGAAGGGGGAUUACCCACGCUGGGAUGCCUGGUCCAGCAGCCGCCACAAUGACAGCCUGCUGUCUCUCUGGCCUCUGCACGUUGACGGCCUGGACCACAAGCUGCACUUGUUUGAGAACCCUGCCUUCGGUGGCUGCAAGAUGGAAAUCGUGGACGAUGAUGUGCCCAGCCUGUGGGCUCACGGCUUCCAGAACCGCGUGGCCAGUGCCCGCGCCAUCAAUGGGACGUGGGUCAGCUAUGAGUUCCCGGGCUACUGCGGGAGCCAGUUCCCCUUUGAGCUCGGCGAGUACCGGCACUGGAAUGAAUGGGCCACCGGGCAGCCGCAGCUGCAGUCAGUGCGCCGCAUCCGAGACCAGAAGUGGCACAAGAGGGGCUGCUUCCUCAGCAGCUGAAGGCAACUGAGGCCUCAGGGGCAAGAAGAGGCUUGGGGGCUGGGGCAAGGGCCAGUCUGUCCCGCUGUCCCGGACUCUGCUCAAUAAAGCCUGGGGUCAGUCCCCCACCUGCUACAGUCCUCAGUGUCCUUUCCCAGGGCCGGGCUGGGGGAGGCACAGGGCUGGAGGAGGCCAAGGCUGAGAGCUCUGAGCCCCAAAGUGCUGAGCUUUGCCUGUACCCUCUUUCUAAGUCAAUCAGCUGAGGCCACUACCUCGCCUGCCACAUCUCCUGUUUGCCUGCCAGUGCGUAUCAUCUGACUGACCGUCCACCCUCUAUCCCUCCACUCCUCACCCAUCCAUUCCUCCUGUCACCCAUCCAUCUACUCACCCAUCCCUCAUUCAUCCUUUCAUGUAUCCAUCCCUCCUCUCACCCAUUCAUCCACCCACCCAUCCACCCAUGAAUCCAUCCCUCCAUCCCUUCAUUCACACAUCUGUUUCCCUCCAUGCAUCCAUCCAUUCUUCUUUCCUCUCAUGUUUUAAUUUUCUUCUUCCCAUUGGUUCAUCCAUCCCUACCUCUAUCCACCCACCUUUCUGUUCAUCUUUCCAUCCAUUCAUCGGUCAGGUCAUCCUUCAAUACAUUUGUCUGUCAGUCCAUGCUACCUUUGCCCUUCCAUCCAUUGAUUCAUCUGUCCUUCCAGCCAUCCUUCCUUUCUCCCAUCCACCUGUCUAUCCAUCAUUUCCCACUCAAUCUCUCUAGCAUUAAUUUAUGCUACAAAAGCCAUCCCUUGCUCAAGGCCUGAGGACACAGCACAAAAUCAAGGUCUCACUUUUUGUGGGAGAGAGAAACUAUAUGAACAAGAGAUUCUGAGUGUCACGUGGGGAGGUAGCAAGUGCUAAGGAGAACAAGCAGUUGGGGCACAGGGGUGGAAGUCAUGGGGUCAGGGAACGCUGCUCUGAAGAGGUGACCUUGGGGGCAAGAUAUAAAUGAACAUGAGAAUGUUGCAGGCAGGCUGAGGCAGGAAUGUACUCAGGUGAUGAGGAGCUGGCCAGGAGGGUGGCUGGUCUGGAAUGGAGUCAGUGAGAGAAUGGAGGAAGGGGCCAGACUGGUGCAGAGCCAGGCUGUUUGAGACCAUGGUGGACUCUGACUUUUCUCUGAAGGGACAAGCUGGGAAGCAUAUAGAAAGCUGGCUGAGCCUUGGUGGUGCCGCCCUUUCUGUGUCUCUGCAGCUCUAUCCCCUCCUGGAGGCCUUCUGUGGCCUUGGCUGGUGACUGAUCCCACCAACCCUUUCUCCCACCUCUGACGGCUGCUCUGAGCCUUUUUGGCUUUGUCGGGCUUGGGAGAUGUGUGGGGUUGCUGUGGCAGUGGCAGGCAUAAAGGGUCCCUUCUGUCUCGGAGUGGGAAGAAGAGGGGGUGUCCCAUCCAACGGUGGGGACAGCUGACUCCCACAGCCACACUGGGGAUUGCCCCACCCUCCCUCCUCCAUGUCCCUCCUGUCUUUGUUCCCUGUCAUUCAGCCACCUGCAGCCCCCCUCACCCCUGCUCAGGCAGCUGGUGUGUGGGAGGCUCUUGGGGGCCCCACGAAAACACUGAAAAGAAUGGCAGUUUUUAGUUAUUCCAACUUGUGUAUUUUUGAAAAGAAUGUACAGCUCGGAAAUCACUGACUUUGCUUUGGUGAGUGCAGGAGAGCUGGGGUGGGGCUCAAGUGGGUCAGGCCGGGGCUUAGCACUCCAUGUGGGGAUCCUUUCUACUGUCUCAUAUCUCCCUGUGCUCGUGGCUCUUCAGACCCCACCCCAGUGGAUCUGCAGAAUAGCACCAGGAGAUAGGCCUGGCUAUCAGUCUGCUUAACAGAUGAGCAAACUGAGGCUCAGAGAGGCAGGAGGCCCUUCUCAGGGCCACAUGGAUAAGCAGAAGGGCUGAGACCUGAGCCCGAUGCCUGAGGACUAGCUCCAGAACAGUGGCCUGAGCCCACUGUGAUGCGCUCACCUGGGACAACAAGCCCCUGGAAACAGUAGCAAGGAAAGCAACAGCAGCGAUAGCAGUUGCCACAGCAAUGGUAACAGUAAUAGCUGUCUCCAGAGCUGCUGCGGGGCUGAGAGCACAGACAGGUGAUGAUGAUUCUGGUGUGCAGAGAGGGAAACUGGGGCCAAGAGGACAGAUGUUCAUUGCCUCGAUGCCACAGCUUUUGCCACAUUCAGGGCUGGCUCCAAACCCCUUUUGAUAUGCUCAUGGGCUGUUGAAGGUGUGGUCGGCCCACCUGACGCUCUUAUUCCCGAUGCUGGUCAGCCGGCCAUGGUGACACUUAUUGAGUACCUACUGUGUACUACUAGCACCAGGCGGCACCAAGAUGGCCCAAGACAGGCUCCCAGAGAGUGGGCGUCAAGCCUUGCAGGGAGGCUGAUACAGUGUGUGUCAGCGUGCCCUCCUUCCUUGGACCACACACAGUCCCCUAACUUGGAGCUGCAUUGAUUCUAGAGGUGGGGUCCAGCUGGACUCCCAGAUCCAUAGCAGCUGCAGGUAGUCACUGGUGUCCAGGUGACUCUAUCCAAAGCCUCAAGGCCAUAGUAACAGUUUGCUCUCUGCAAGCAUGCCACCCUUUAUUCUGUUCAGUCUAUGGGUCUCCAGGAGGCCCAGAGAGGGCAAGUCAACUGCCAAGGUCAUACAGCUGGAUAGAGACAGAGCUAGCAUUUGAUCUCAGGUAUAACUCCAAAAACCUGCUCUUAGCACCAACAUAGGCUCAGGCUCUGUCUCACACAGGGCCAGAGGCUUAGAGUGACUGAGAAGCAAGAGUGUGUAUCCCUCAAUUAUAGCAGGAUGAAGUUUAGUUACUGAUUUACUGAUUUAAUUAAGAGGCAAUGUUACUUAGCGAUUAGAGACAGUACAGUCAAGGUUUGGGGGCAGUAGGACUGAGUGGAGCCCUCCCAGGUGUUGCCAUUUACUGGGUGCCUUUGGGAAAAUCACAGAACCUCUCUGUGCUGUUUCCUUAUCUGUGACCUAGAGACAAUAAGGCUACAGUACCUCUCUCAUAGCUUGUGGGUACUGAUUUGAAUGAACUUUAUAGAGAUGGCACAGAACCAAGGAGGGGGGUCUGUGCAAUCAUUCCUCAUCCUCUUCCUUUUUGGAGAAUGAUGAGGGGACAGACAAUCUCCCAAGCUUCAGUUCUAGACACAGACCCUGGAGACAGCCUCCGUGGUGGAACAGCACAGAGUGACUCUCCAUGACUCGGCAGUGGGGCUCAUCCUAAAUAUACCAGCAGAAACAAGGACCCCAUGCUAUGCUCUGAAGACCUAGCUAAGGGCCCAGCCCCAGGCUUCUUGGGGUCAGGAUGCUGACAUGACCAGGGCUCAUGGGGAUGGGGCUGAGCCCAGAACUCUCAGAAGCAGAGCCUUCCCUGAGCAGUGCACCAUUAAUAAGCCUCAGUGUGGCCAUCCUGGCUUUUGGUUCUCUUGGGGACCUUUGUGCCACUUCUGCUGCCUGUGGUCCCUUUCCUAGCCUGCACUCUGAUUGUCUGUCAUCUGCCAUGGGCACGAGAGAAGGUUCUAGCCAUGGGCUUCCUCCCCAAGACCUUGCUGUUAGUGUGUGUGGGGGGGGAGCACUUUCAGCUGCCAGCAUAGCACCCCUGUGUGUCCAGGGUGUCCUCCUGCACCUAGGGACAAUUCUGGGCAAUUAGCAGCCACUAGGAGCAGCUUCUACUCAGUGACUAUGGGACCAGGUUCCCCAGAUCCUUCCUCCUCAGCUGGAACCUUCCCAAGCCUCCAUCAUUUUGGAAAAUCCUGGCACGAGCAGCCAUGCUGUUUGUGACGUUUGUGUCACCAUUCCCCCUGGGGCCAUUGCACAUGCAGAUGUCAUGUUCAAGAUACUUGUCCAGUGGGGUACGAAAUGUCACACGUACAUUCAGUUCUCCAUUAGUGACUGCCAAACUUACUCAUGGUAAAUAAGAACUGCCUAACUGCUUUCUUACACUGUCUGGUGUAGGUGUGACAAUGGUACACAUAGAGCUGUAGCAUUCUUUUAUAUUCCAUAGUUAGGACAGUGUAUUAUUAGUGUUGAAAGGUUGUAUGUAAGUGGGUCAUAGUACUACUUUACCUCAAGAGAGUGAUGGGGCUGUCACAAAUAAUUGUUGUAAGAAGAGAGUGUGACUUCUGAUGGACAUGAACACAACUCUCAGCCCCAUGAUCUCAGAGAUGCCUUCUUGUUCUGACUCCUUUGCAGCUAAGGGCUAAAUUUUGUUUGCCCAGUGGGGUUACCAAGCCCAUUCUUUUAAUGGGAGCAGGGAGAUGAGGCAGGUAUUAGUCAGCUUUCUUGUCAGUGAGACACAACAUCAAAUACCCAAAACAUGAAGAAGGAGAGGUUUUUUUUCUCACAGUUACCGUCCAUGGUCAGCAGGCUCUGAGGCAGGAACAUCAUAGCAGAAGGGUGUGACGGAGCAAAGCUGCUUGGUUCAUGGUGGCUGGGAAGCAGAGCUGGUGGACAGUGCCAGAGAGGAAGGGUCAGGGGGCCAGAUAUAGUUCUCAAGAUCACGUCUCCAUAAUCUACCCAGACACAUCCAGGAGUGUGCUCUACUAACCCUCUCAGUGUUUCUUAACCCAAUGUAGUUGACAUAUCAAAGUUAAUAUUCAUAGGUGGAUUGGAGAAGCUAAGAUUUUCGCUUCUGAUUAAUAGUCAAGCUAUGCUGCAGCAACAAACAGCCACAAAGAGCGUCUUGGUGUAACACAGCAAAGGCUCAUUUCUCACUCAUGCUGCAUGUGUAGUGCUGAUCAGCAGGGUGAGCUUCUCCACAUGGUCAUGCAGGGAUCCAUGCCAAUGGGGAUACUGCCAGCUAGUAGCACCUCUGUCUCAGGAUGAUGGAAGAGGAGAUGGUGUUGUGGAGUCUGGCUUCUGCAGUUAAAUGAUUUCACCUGGAAACUGCCUCCCUCAUGUUUGUUGACUAGAAUGAGUCAUGUGACCUCCAUCCAGCCUGGGCUGAUUUCAAGAAGACUCAGUGAUACUGGAUAACUAAUAACUUGUAUUGGCUUCUCCUUUUCCUGCCUGUGUCCCCCCUCUACUUCCUGG
Messenger RNA from Heterocephalus glaber (naked mole-rat), 6489 nucleotides. It is a transcript of the gene Crybb3, whose product is annotated as crystallin beta B3. The record is from RefSeq and is a predicted model, not a curated record. Lineage: Eukaryota; Metazoa; Chordata; Mammalia; Rodentia; Bathyergidae. Gene Ontology annotation, biological process: visual perception; lens development in camera-type eye. Gene Ontology annotation, molecular function: structural constituent of eye lens.